AUGGUCCUCAGGAACGUGCGCGAGGACAAUGGCCGCGCCUUCCUGGAAAUGCUGGAGCAAUUGAACAAGACCAAGUGUGCGGCGAGUGGCAACGUCAUGGUGCAUAUCCUGGCUGCUGCCGACCACGAUGGGGUCUGUGCCUCCAAGAUGUUGGUCAACUUUCUGGAGGGGCAGGUCAAGCACCACCUCAGUCCAGUGUGGGAGAAUGCGGACAUCGUGGAAGCCUUCAGGCAGUUCGAAACUGACACUGAGGUGCAGGCCGUGGUGCUUCUGAAUUGUGGGGCCAGCAUGGACCUCGAGAAGCUCUCGGUAGAGAGCAAGGUGCCGGCGACCUUCCGGUGCUUCGUGAUCGACGCGCACCGCCCCAUCGCGCAAGAGAACCUGUCGAAGCGCAACGAGCGCAUCAUCAUCCUGGACGAUGACCCCAUCGCCGAAGCCAGAGAACAACGUCCGCCUGUCGACGAGCUCGACGAUGACGACGAGAGCGACGUGGAAAGUGAGGAGGACAAGGAGAAUACCGAUUCCGCCCAGAACCAGUCCUCUCUGGAGUCCUCCCUGGAAUCCAACCGCAAGCGCGCCAGCCGCGAGGAGAAGGAGGAUCGGCGGCGACGCAAGCGCCAGCGGAUCCAUGAGUACUUCAUGACGUCCUACCAUGCGAUGCCGGCCUCAAUGUCCAUGUUUCACAUGGUUCGGCAAGUGCAGGAGCCCUCGCAGGCGAAGAACGCCCUCUGGCUCGCUGCAGUGGGGCUUGUGGGCUACCUAGAGCUCGGGCUGAUGAGUGAACACCUGUACAACAAGCUGGUGUGGGAGGACCUGAAGGAGGCCCUGGACUGCCUCAAUGACAGCUUCAACUGCACGUCCAGCGCGGGCUCCACUUUGCCGGACAGUAUGCAGUCGGACGACGAGGACUCCUUUCGACCGAGGCCCCGUCCGAAGGCAAAGGAGCUCAAGCUGCGCUUCGACAGCGAUCUCAGACUCACGCUCUACAAGCACUGGACCAUCAUGAGCUCCGUGCAGCACAGCCCGUACUUCUACGGGACUCUGUGCCUCCACCGGGAUGCUGGCAUCCGCGCCCUGAAGCUGCUUUUGGCCAUCAUUGGGGUGGUGCCCAGUGAGUACAAGCAGCUCUACCGGCAUCUAGACCUGGGAAGGCAGCGGGCGCUGCGGCGCGGCCUCACGGAACAGGGCAAGGCUUACGGCCUGACGGAGACGCGGAUGCUGUUGGACCAGUUUGUUCAGGAGCUGCCCAAGCUUUCCAAGGAGUGCCCCAUCUCCGAGGAGGCGUCGUCGUCGGACUCGGUCCACCUCAUCCAGGGCAUUCUCUGCGCGGCAGGCAACGAGAUUCCGGAAGCUUCGAAUCUGAAGCUACCGGACGGUAAGCCGGACCUUGAGGCCAUCCAGCGCGCGAGGAAAGAGGCACGCAUGCGGGCCUUCUACGACGCCUGGGACGUGGCCUUCUGCGACGACCCAGCAGCGGUGACGCAGGGCAUCACACGGGGGCAGGAGGUCGCCAAGGCCGUGCAGACCCUUGCCAGACAGAUUCACGACACCAGAGGCUGUAUCAAGGAAGUGAGGCGCUUCCGCUGGACCAGGAUCGACCAGCCGCCGACUGUGUUCCGACAUCCGCUGGCGGCAAGGAAGCUGGCCGUGUGGCUGUCCCAGACGAUCUACGCCUACACGCAGAGACCUUACGAGCGCCCACUGCUGGUCGUCAUCCGCGAUGCUCCCACUGACAGCUACCUUUGCGUGGGCAUCACGCCGCCGUCGGUCUCCGACGUGGAUGAGUUCGGCGUCCUCUUCCGCAAGGCAUACCGAGCUGUGCAGUCUGCGAGGAUCAGCCACCUGGUGCAUGGCCUACUCCACGACUGGUUUGAUGUGGAUGAGAUGGCUGACGUGGUGAAAGCAUCAGGCUUCAGCAUCACGCUGCGCGAGAACAUCGCGCGAUACUUCGGGGUUCCCGUGGCCGAGCAGGCGAUCUACGACGAGGACGGCUUGAUUGCGACUGCUGCCGACCUGAGCCGUGCCCUGCAGCGCUACGCCCCGAAGCUCUAUGUCUACAACGUGAACGAGAUUGGCACCCAGCUGCGGGAGAAGACCUCGGAGCAGCUACAGCUGAUCGACCGCGAGGUGGAGCGGACGCGUCGGAGCUUCCAUGGGCGGCAGGUCUUUGUUGAGACGCCCGUCGACCGACCCGACUCCAGGCCUCUGGCUCUUGGCGCUCAAGAGCUGCGAAGCGUGGUGAGGCCAUCGCAGGACCCAGCACCCACAAGGGAACCGCCAGCAGUGGUGGCCCAAGUGGCUCGGACGCCAGGCUCCUUGGCCUCCAGCGUGCCCUCACGGGAGAGGCUAGUUCAACGGCUUGGCGAGGCCCUUGCAGACGCGGAGGAAGUGGAGAUCCCAACUCGGCAGACGACGCCCUCGGGCGCAGUGGAUGCCUCCCGCAUCACCACUGCCGCGCACUUCAUGUCGGAGGAAAUCCCGCUGGCUUUGCCCGCUCAGCCAGCAGCACCACCACUUGCCGCUUCCGGGAGCAACACCACGCUCGCGGGCGGUGCCGAAAGUGACAUCACGGAGAUCGAGACGUGGUCGAUUGGCGACUACCGAAGGGUCCAUUUCCCCGCGUCGAUUGAGGCUGGAUUGGCCCAGCCGGCAGCGACGGUGGCCAGUCAGGAGAAGCUGAGGGUCUCGGCCAGCCCGUGUGUGCACAAGACUGUGGCUGUUCCCUUGACCUCCAUCACCUCCGGUGGCGUGUCGAUAUCUGCAAGCAGUGCGUCCACUGGCUUGAGUAGCCGGACCUCUUUGGCACGAGCCGCGGCACCUCGGGUGCUGGAGCCGGCUCCCACCACGGCGCCGGCGCAAGGCCCUCUGCAGUUCGUGGGCCAAUGCCAAGUGCAGCUGCCAUCCAGCGCGGCGCAGGGCGAGGCGCAACCUCCCCCGCUGCCUCGCGUUGAGGCUAGGGUGGAGCCGAUCCCCCUGGGGCCCCGCGUGGAAGCCCGCGUGUCUGGGGAGGAGGAUCACUGCCCAGCUUGCGGGACCAUCUUCCUGCCCGACUCUGCCUUCUGCCGCCACUGUGGCCGCAAGCGCUACCAGGAGGGGUCGCAGCUCACCCCGCGAGUCUCUCGCGCGCAGGCGCAGGUGGCCACCAUGACGAGGAACUGCAGUGAGGGCCCGCGCAGCCUCAGCCCGCCCAUGCGGCCGCUCUCGGCGCCUCGUGGAGCGGCUUCGCGGGAGACACUGCCCUGGACGCCAUCGCCUGCAGCGCAUGGGUGCCCAAGCUUCGUGUUUCAGCCGUCGGUGCCCUCCUCGCCGCCACCCAUGGCCUCGCAGCCCGUCACGCCUGGCCGGCCCUCUAUCUUGCGGGCGGUGUCCCCGCCUGUGAGGCCACUGCAGCCGCUGCCCCUGAACUCCCCGGCCAUCCGCCGCUCCGCCAGCGGUCCGAAAUCCAAGGGAGACACGGUCUACGUGGCGCAGAACUCCUGUCGCAACGCCACCGUUCGCACUUCCGGGGUCGUCCAGGCUGGGCCGCCCCAUCUCGGCCCGCUGACAUGCGGGGUCUAG
This is a messenger RNA of Symbiodinium natans, 3558 nucleotides long. Lineage: Eukaryota; Dinophyceae; Suessiales; Symbiodiniaceae. The record is from the annotation of a GenBank genome assembly.